Molecule: messenger RNA, 822 nt
Organism: Akanthomyces muscarius
Lineage: Eukaryota; Fungi; Ascomycota; Sordariomycetes; Hypocreales; Cordycipitaceae
Exons: 2
Coding region: 1-822 (273 amino acids)
Source: RefSeq, a predicted model, not a curated record
AUGGACAUCUUGACUCUGCAGAAGUGGGCCUACAUCGACGGCGCUCCCAGCUACAACGCCACGGCGUAUGGCUUGCUGAACCACUAUAGCGGCAUCCCAGAGGCAGAUAUCGAUAGCCAUCUACUACAUAUUCGGAAAUUGGCUUGGGAUGUGUCUCGACAGCCGUUUAUAGGUCGCUGGAAGUUCCUGCGUUUGGCUGAACCUGUAGACCCAUACUACCAGCAGGUUCUCUUUCGUCUUACCCUUCCAAAGUCCACAGACUGUAUACUGGAUAUCGGCUGUGGCUUUGGGCAGGCGUUGAGGCAGCUCCGCGCCAACGGCGUGGCUGGUUCUAAGCUAUUUGGUGCCGAUGUUGAAUCUCGCUUCAUCAGCCUGGGCUACGACCUCUUCCGUGACAAGGAGACGCUGGGGGCGACGUUCGUCACUGGCGACCUGCUUAAUCCUGACGAUCGGCGGUUAGACAUGCUUUCUGGUCGAUUCACGAUCGUCCACGCCGACAGCUUCUUCCACUUGUUGUCAUGGACAGAACAGCUAUAUGCCGCUAGACGACUCAUAGUAUGGCUCAGAACGGAUUCAAAGAACAACUUCAUUUACGGGAGACAUGUGGGCACUUUAUACCCGGCAAACGUUGCUUCGGCCGGCAGCAGACCAUACCUCCACGAUCGUCAAAGCUUUCAGAGGCUGUGGGACGAAGCUGGACAUAUGACAAACACAAGAUGGCGGGUUGAGGUUGAGAAGAACAAGGAGAAAACGGACGACGGAAUAGGACUGCCAGCUGGCUUGGCGUGUGUAGAUUUUGCAGUAUAUCAAUUACCGUACUAA